Messenger RNA from Entelurus aequoreus (snake pipefish), 1597 nucleotides. It is a transcript of the gene bloc1s4, whose product is annotated as biogenesis of lysosomal organelles complex-1, subunit 4, cappuccino. The transcript has 5 exons. Gene Ontology annotation, cellular component: BLOC-1 complex. NCBI's taxonomy places the organism in Eukaryota, Metazoa, Chordata, Actinopteri, Syngnathiformes, Syngnathidae. The record is from RefSeq and is a predicted model, not a curated record. The coding region runs from base 99 to 803 and encodes 234 amino acids.
CUCGGUCGACUUCCGCACACGUGACUCUGUCAGUUGACUAGCCAAACACGGCGGGAGCUAGCCGGUUGUUAGCAUAGCACACAGCCAGGCGAGGCGACAUGGAGCACCGUCGCGUGGACAGGGUGGGCCUCCUGUCCCCCCUGGAGGAGUCGAGCGCCGAGAUCAGCCGAGACAGCGGCAUCGUCUCGCAAAGUGCCAGCAGCCUGUCGAUGGUGAGCGACAUCCUCAGCAGCGGCACCGUGUCACAGAGUCCCAGCUUCGGCGCGGCGGCUAACGUCGUCUCGCCCAGUUCGAGCCCCCGCGACGCCGAGCACGACCAGCGGCAGGACGACGAGGACCUGACCCAGACGGCCCUCGCGUAUUCCUCCUACGUGAGAGCGACGGCCGGGGAGGAGAUUCUGUUCUUGGAGAAAAGCCUAGAGGAAAUGCUGACAAGAGUGGACGAGUUUGUCGGCAUGCUAGAUAUGAUCCGUACUGAUACUUCCCAGAUAGUGAAUGAAAACCUACCUCAAAUCCAGCAGAAGUCUGAAGAAAUGAGACAGAUGUACAGACGGAUUGACAACUUAGAGGGUUUUGUAAAGAUGGUGGGAGCUAACAUCAGCAGCAUGGAGGAACAGGUCACACAGGCAGAGGGAGAGCUGGGAUCGCUACCGGGCGCGUUCAAGAAGAUCCUUCGCACAAUGAGCGUCCCAGGCUUCUUAAAUAAACCAAACAGCCAGAGAAGAGCGGUGCCGCAUCAGCGCCAAGAAAUCCCCAGGGUGUUCCGGACGGACGAUUACAUCACAUCCCAGCCUGAGCAGUGACCUGACUUAAGCACUCGGACCUCAAAGACACUCCCGGAAAAAAGCGUUGACAUUUUACUGCCGUAGAUUGCAAAGAGCAAUAACUUGUUUUCGCAAUCACUGGAGGUCCAUGGCGAGGUAUGCUUGCGUUUCGCUCUCAUGGCAGCAGCAAGCACUGAACUGUAGCAAAAACGUGAUUUUCUUUUCAAAAAGUGCCUGAACUGUUAUGUUACAAUGUUUUGUUUUUGCUCACCGUGAAGAAAACAAUCGUAUUUGUUAGCUUGAAGGAUCUUCCCAUACCGGCCAUUGCAGGUACAAUAAGAGGAAUUGAACGACAUGAAGAAUCAACACAGAUUUUUUAAAAUAUAAAUAUCAUUCCUGUUUGUUGUGUUUGUACAAAUCUGCAUGCUGUUAUGUCCAAUGUGUAAUCAGUCACCACAAGCAAUAUGGACUAUCGUCUAUUCUAUGGCUUCCAUUUCAACAUACUACUUUUGAGCUUACUGGCUGCAUAUUUUGUGCCGGAAUAUAUCAUUUAAAAAAUAAAAAAAAAGCACACUAAAUAUUUACAUGUCACAAGUGCAUCAAAGUUUUGCUUAGUAGGUAAAUGUGCCUAAGUUGUUGUUUUUUUUACACUGCUGGGAGCUUUUUGGCUAGACAACUGGACCUUACUUAAAGAUGUGACAUAUCAGCUUUGUUUAGCAAGCAAUGGCAGCAAUGGCUCUAUAAUUACUUGAGUCACGUGUGACCCAAAAACAUGACAUCACACGUUUAUUUUGAUCACAUUUUACAAACGCAAUUAAAGGUUUUAUAAUAUG